AUGACUCCUCUACUCAGUACUUCGCUACUUUUACCACUGCUCCUUCUAAUCCUCAGUAUUCAGGAUCCGACUGACGCUUGCAGGUGUGCCUCAGCCAGUCCACAGCAACAACUCUGUAGUUCUGAUAUUGUGAUUCGUGCAGAAAUAUGGGGUAAAGAAGUGAUUACACGUCAAGUGACUUCUGUGAAAAUCAUCCGGUAUGAAAUCAAAAUCACAAAGGUGUUUAAAGGUUUUGAAAAAGCAAAAGAUGUUCAGUAUGUUUUUACACCUUUGCAAUCAAGUUUCUGUAGGGUAGAAUUACAAGUCCUCAAGAGGAAAAAGAAACAGUAUCUCCUUUCAGGUAGAAUUAUACCGGAUGGAACUGUUGCUAUUUCUUCAUGCAAUUUUAUUAAACCAUGGAAUGACCUUACCCAGUCUCAAAAGAAAAAUCUAAAUAAAAAGAAUAUGGGCUGUGACUACAAACCUUCUUCCAUCACAACACCCAACGAAUGCCUAUGGACGGACUCUGAAAGAACAGUCUAUGGACAUCAAGCAAAUAAUUGUGUCUGUUUCAAGGGCAGUGAUGGAACUUGCUUGCAGUUGGCAUUAGGAUCUUCCAUAGUGAAAGAGUUAGCUGAUGCCAGUGAACCAUAA
Notechis scutatus (mainland tiger snake) is the source of this 633-nucleotide messenger RNA. It is a transcript of the gene TIMP4, whose product is annotated as TIMP metallopeptidase inhibitor 4. Gene Ontology annotation, biological process: response to hormone; response to cytokine; negative regulation of endopeptidase activity. The record is from RefSeq and is a predicted model, not a curated record. Gene Ontology annotation, molecular function: metalloendopeptidase inhibitor activity; protease binding. Gene Ontology annotation, cellular component: extracellular matrix. NCBI's taxonomy places the organism in Eukaryota, Metazoa, Chordata, Lepidosauria, Squamata, Elapidae.